Messenger RNA from Oncorhynchus nerka (sockeye salmon), 3646 nucleotides. RefSeq lists its product as uncharacterized. The transcript has 4 exons. NCBI's taxonomy places the organism in Eukaryota, Metazoa, Chordata, Actinopteri, Salmoniformes, Salmonidae. Bases 243 to 1133 code for a protein of 296 amino acids. The record is from RefSeq and is a predicted model, not a curated record.
UUCAACAACAACACGGCUACUGAUUCAGCCAUCUCUGUACCGGUAGCUUGUUAGCCAACAUUAAACCGACCCAUUGCAUCACUUUAGACCAUUUAUUUGUAUAGCUACAUGCAUAGUAGUGUUUUAAACCCAAUUCGGAUAACGUAUGUACUAGUUGAUUUAAACGGAAUUUGCAAUUUAAGAUUGAUACUGAGUCUAGCACCAGGGCAGUCGCUCAUGCUAGCUAGCUAACAUCCCCGACAAUGAGCUCACAAAGCUUCUCCCCCGCUGCUGAAAAAGAGGUCUGCUGGACAGAGAAAGAACCUCUGGGGCUGAACAUUGUCGUAAAAGAAGAAGACGGGGAUACAGUAAAAGGAGAGGAAGAAGCUUUCAGAACGACGAAGGAGAAAGAGGAGGCUAUCACAUUGAAAGAAGAAGAGGGGGCUGUUAUGGUGAACGAAGAGAAAGGACCUGUUGUAGUGAAAGAGGAAGUAGACGAAUUCAGAAUGAAAGAGGAGACUAUCACAUUGAAAGAAGAAGAAGAAGAAUAUUGUAUAAUGAAAGAGGAAGAGAUAGCUAUCUCAAUAAAGGAGGAGGAAGACGUUUUGGAACUGAAAGAGGAGGCAGGAGGGGAGACUGAAGACACCAAACCAAGGCAAAAUGCUGUUUUCUGGCCCUCCCAGGGCUGUAUAGUGAAAGAGGACAUCGGAAAGGUACAGGAAGAAUAUAGUGUGGCUCCCAUGAGUCCCAGCCAGACUGUUGAUGAUGAUGGCAAUGUUAUUCACUGCAAUAAAGAAUGGGACAUGGAGGACAAGGAUUGGUUUCCUAGCAACCGGCUGGAGGACACGUCUUUCCCACCCCCCUCCCCUCUCCCGGAGUCCCCAGGUCGUGCCUCACUGUGGGGUCUGAAGAGGGUGUCUGUGUGGCUAGUCGAUUGCAGGAAAACACCAGGGCUGAGUGGAACUGCGAGAGAAGGAGAUGAAAAGGGAGAUUCAGAUUCAAUGUCAUCAGGUAACCAUGGUUGGCAGAGGAAGGACAAUGAUUCCAAGCACCACCCUCCUUUUGAAGCUUCCAGUCUGUUAUUCGAACUCAAUCAGCAUGACAGAGUAAUCUCCAGCCUUGUCCUCAUUAACACUCACACCUGUGUUAAUUAGAGAAUCACUGACAUGAUGUCAGCUGAUCCUUUUGUGGCAGGGCUGAAAUGCAGUGGAAAUGUUUUUUGGGGAUUCAGUUCAUUUGCAUGGCAAAGAGGGACUUUGCAAUUAAUUGCAAUUCAUCUGAUCACUCUUCAUAACAUUCUGGAGUAUAUGCAAAUUGCCAUCAUACAAACUGAGGCAGCAGACUUUGGGAAAAUUAAUAUUUGUGUAAUUCUCAAAACUUUUGGCCUCGACUGUGUGUAAACUUCUGACUUCAACUGUAAAUUGCACUAACUGGACAAGAAAUGUAGGUCUUAACCCAAGAAAACCAUUUAUAAUAUACCCCCUCCAUAUCGUGUAAUUUGAAAAAACUAAUUUGAAUUGAAAGUCAACUAUCACUCUAUACCUCUUGGUGUUAGGGGGCAGUAUUUUCAUUUUUGAAAGAAAAAAAACGUUCCCGUUUUAAACAGGAUAUUUUGUCAGGAAAAUAUGCUAGAAUGUGCAUAUAAUUGACAGCUUUGGAUAGAAAACACUCUAACGUUUCCAAAACUGUAAAGAUAUUGUCUGUGAGUAUAACAGAACUGAUGUUGCAGGCGAAAGCCUGAGAAAAAUCCAAUCCGGAUUGGCUGUGAAUGUACCAUCAACGAGUUUACGCUUUCUACGUAUUCCCCAAGGUGUCUACAGCAUUGUGACGUAGUUUUACACAUUUCUGUUGAAGAAUAGCCGUAUGGGGGCACAUUGCGUAAGUGGUCACAUGGUGGCUCUGAGAGAGAUGCGCGUAAAGUGCAGAGGUAGCCAUUACUCCAAUCGGUCCUUGAGAAAAAGGAAUUGUCCCGACGGAUAUAUUAUCGAAUAGAUAUUAGAAAAACACCUUGAGGAUGGAUUCUAAACAACGUUUGCCAUGUUUCUGUCGAUAUUAUGGAGCUAAUUUGGAAUAUUUCCGGGCGAUAUCUCAGCCAAACGUGAAGAACAAAACAGAGCUAUUUUGCCUACAAAAAUAAUCUUUUGGGAAAAAAUGAACUUUGGCUGUCUACCUGGGAGUCUCGUGAGUGAAAACAUCUGAAGUUCAUCAAAGGUAAACGAUUACAUUUUUCAUUGCUUUUCUGGUUUCCGUGACAAGUUUGCCUGCUGCUAGCAAGGCAUAAUGCUAUGCUAGGCUAUGAUAAACUUACACAAAUGCUUGUCUAGCGUUGGCUGUAAAGCAUAUUUUGAUAAUCUGAGAUGACAGGGUGAUUAACAAAAGGCUAAGCUGUGUUCCAAUAUAUUUCACUUGUGAUUUUCAUGAAUAGGAAUAUUUUCUAGGAAGAUUUAUGUCUGUUGCGUUAUGCUAAUUAGUGUCAGAUGAUGAUAACGGUUCCAUUCACGGGCUGGGCGUCACUACAGGUUAAUCUCUAUCCAACAAUGUCACCAAGCUUCUCAACACACAGAACACCUAAAAUGCUCUGUGGCACAAUCCCAAUACAACACACUAGGUUCGUUCUCUGAUCCUACAUCUAUGAUUGGAUGGACAACAUGUCAGUUCAUACUGCAAAAUCUUCGAUUGGUUGGAGGACGUCCUCUGGAAGUGGUCAUAAUUACCAUAUAUGUCUACGGAAGGGGGUGAGGCCUACCAACCUCCUAGGUUUUGUAUUGAAGUCAAUGUAGCCAAAGGGGGACGGAAGCUAGCUGUCCUCCGGCUACGCUAUGGUGCUAGCCCAGACAGUGCUGUUGAAGUUACUGUAGACCUUCAUUGCAAAACAGUGUAUUUUAACCAAUUUAUUUGUUGACAAAUUAAUAUAUUUAGGAUAGUUUUAUCUAAAAAGGAUAACUUUUUUAAUGUUUCACUAUUUUUAUUUUUAUGAAAUUUCACUGAGGAGGAUGGCCCCCCCCUUCCUCCCAUGAGGAGCAUCCACUGAAGUGCGCAUCAUAAAAAUGACUGGUAGUCUACACACUUUGUUAUUAUCGGUCAGUCAAAGCAGCACUACUGUCAGAAGCUCCAUGUGUACCAAGCCAUGUGGAAGAUUUGUAAUCAAUGCAACAUUUAAUUACAAUUAUGGAAUAAAGUUGUCUAAAUGAGAAGCAGUAGGCUCCAAUGAUCAACCAACAGGUAGGCUGUUGUUUAAUAUGAAUAGAGUUGUUGUAGACCAGGACGCGGGGAGCGCUUCUAAAUAGCCUCAAUUAGCCUUGCUAACUAACUUAGCUGGAGAGUGUAGCUAUCUGGCUUCUUGAUGCAGUCAAGACAGACACUACCAGAUGAGAUGAUAGACAACAUAACACAGCGACAUAUUUGUGUAACUUGCGAGAGUCAGUUUGGCUAUUUUCUCUCUCUCCCUCUGUGUCAGACACAACCGGCCCCUGCUCACUCACACCCCCUCCCCCAUAUGUCUGUGCUGAAACUACUAGAGUGCACCGCCUCUCCUGAGUUGCACGAGCAUCGUCCAAUUGAAGUGUUGUCUUUAAAACACAUGUACACUGAACAAACAUGUCAUCACAAUAUGUAAAGUGUUAGUCCCAUGUUUCAUGAGCUGAAAUAAAAGAUCCCAGAAAUGUUC